Messenger RNA from Aegilops tauschii subsp. strangulata, 1143 nucleotides. The record is from RefSeq and is a predicted model, not a curated record. NCBI's taxonomy places the organism in Eukaryota, Viridiplantae, Streptophyta, Magnoliopsida, Poales, Poaceae.
AUGUCUGAAUCAGUAAAUCUGACUGUUUACUACGGCGCUGGUAAUGUUCGAUAUAAUGAGUUGGGGGUUGAUCUUAGCGAGUUUAAAAAUGGCAUCAUGACACUAGCAGACCCGGACAGACUGGACAUUAGACAGUUGAAGUAUUGGUUGACAACUAGUUUCAGGCUGGAUCCUAAAAGUAGCCAGUCGAUAAUAUUAGCUGGUUCUGGUUUUGCUGAUGGGGAUGAGGAAGGGGAUGAAAUGCAGAGGGUGAUGGAGGAAGAGGACGAGGAUGGAUUGGUGGAGGAACUGGAUUCUGAAAAUUCCGUGGAUGAAGUGGAGGUACCGAUUCCUUCUGCAUGGGAGCAGGACAUAUCCACCAGCCUUACAGUCAACGAUGGCCAUGAGACUCCAUGGCAGUAUAAUCUGAACCAAGUACAGAUAGGGGCUAUGUUUGAUACAAAGAAAAAAUUGAAGUAUGUGGUGAUAAAGUGGGCUAUGUCUACGCAGAGGGUUUUCCGGACACACAUAUCAAGUCCAACAAACUAUACGGUGAAAUGUGUUGAAACGGGUUGUCCAGGGAAGGUGCACGGGCACGUGCCAAAGUAUGACAUCCAUUGGGUUGUCACCAUUGUCGUCCCACAUAAUUAUGUGAGGAAGAACCUGCUGGUGAAGCAUCCAAACCUGACUUCAAGUCUCAUUGCGCAACUCAUGUAUACUGAGAUAGUAGAGAAGAAAGAUAUGGAAGCAAAACUCAUCCAGAUAGCAGUGAAGGUCAGAUGGAAUUAUGUCAUUCCUUAUGGGAAGGCUUGGAGGGCUAAGCAGAAGGCAAUGGAGGAAAGGUUUGGGACGUUCUUUGACUCAUAUGAUAAUGUUGUCCGUCUCCUUGGCAUACUGAAGGAGAGGAAUCCCGGCACUUAUGUGAACGUACAACACAUGAGGUUGUUGAGUAUACCAGAUUUCAAGGUGUUGAAACGAGUGUUCUUCUCUUUUGCUAUGUGCAUCGAAGCUUUCCGGCAUUGUCCUCCUGUUAUGUUUGUGGAUGGUACAUUCUUGACCGGUCAGUAUAGAGGGCAAAUCCUGACUACUAUUGGUGUGGACGGGAACAAUAAAAUCAUCCCACUUGCCAUGGCAUUUGUGGAGGGUGAGAACUUUCCCAGCUAG